This is a messenger RNA of Schistocerca piceifrons (Central American locust), 599 nucleotides long. RefSeq lists its product as uncharacterized. Lineage: Eukaryota; Metazoa; Arthropoda; Insecta; Orthoptera; Acrididae. The transcript is spliced from 2 exons. The record is from RefSeq and is a predicted model, not a curated record. Bases 139 to 549 code for a protein of 136 amino acids.
UGAUAACUGCCGCAGGUAUUUUUGGAAAGAAACAUUCGCAAAGAGAAGCCAUUUUGUGAGACAGUGCAGCAACAGCUAAUGUUUAUUUGUUUACUGUGAACAAACUGAAUAUUUCUCGUUUCACGUGUAAGCUUGCAGAUGCCCUGUAUUUGGAAACCUGGCAAAAAUGCCAGGCAGAAGAUUUACCCUGAAAGAAUGAAAGGUGCAGUUAUGCAAGUUAUUGAAAGAGGUGAAAGUGUCAGAAAGGCUGCAAAAGAUUUAAAUUUGGACAGAAAGACAUUAGGAAGAUAUGUUGAGAAAGGAAGAUCUGGCCAGGAAAUGAACUUCCAAGUAAACCAUGUGUCUAAUCAAAUAUUUACAAUGGACCAGAAAGCUGAUCUAAUGAAUUACUUGAUUCAAGCCAGUAAGUUAAACUAUGGUUUAACGCCAAUUCAAGCUAUCCAAACAACUGGAAAGAUAAUGAAGCAGCAAGUUAUGAUUGGCUCCAUAAUUUCAUGCUACGGAACAAGAAAUUAUCCGUACGAACUCCACAAGCUACAAGGUUGGUAGAACGACAGAUUUUAACACAACAACAGUGAAGGAGUUUUUUGAUAAUUUAA